UCCCGCGCUCGCCUGCGAGCUGCUGUCCCGCCAAUCCGUCGUGAUACUCAGCAAGUUUUAUGAAGCGCUAUCUUCAGCGAGCAUUUAAGGCCUAAUCUAUAUCUGUCACGUUCCCAGAGCGGCGUCGUAACUCUUUAUCGUUCAAUUUCACGGUUGAUACCCGUCGCUGCCCCUGUCACUUCUACCGCCGAAAAUGACCAGAACGAUGGGAAGUCUUCUAAUUCAUCUUGCGCUUUUGAGCGUUUUCUGCAGUCGGUUGGACGUCGGCGCUGAACACUGCGAGGUCCAGCGCGAAGUUGUCACCAGUCCUGACGUUGCCGAAGUUACCGGACCACUGAGCAACGCAAUCCGUGUUGGAUGUACCAUGUACAUCUCAGGGCAAAUUGGACUGAUCCCCGAAACGAAUACCUUAAUCUCCGGUGGAAUCAUGAACGAAACCCGACAGGCACUGACGAAUCUGGGAAAUGUUCUCAAGGCAGGACGGAUGAGCUUUAAGAACGUCGCAGUUGUGACGGUGUACCUUGCUGAUAUCAACGAUACCGAUGCGUUCAACAGCGUUUACAAAGAGGUGUUUUCCAGCAAGUAUCCAGCGAGGGUGGUAGUCGAGGUGUCUGGCCUGCACUAUAAUGCUCGUGUGGAACUGCAGACCAUCGCCGUGGACUCAAGAACUUAGAUCCGGCAGUGUACUAUUUUUAUAAUAAAACGCUGUGCAUCGGGUAAAAUAAAAAAAAAUAAAAAAGAUAUAAUUUUCUGCCAUUCUAUGAACCUCA
Messenger RNA from Ixodes scapularis (black-legged tick), 770 nucleotides. Its product is annotated as 2-iminobutanoate/2-iminopropanoate deaminase. NCBI's taxonomy places the organism in Eukaryota, Metazoa, Arthropoda, Arachnida, Ixodida, Ixodidae. Gene Ontology annotation, molecular function: deaminase activity. Bases 194 to 673 code for a protein of 159 amino acids. The record is from RefSeq and is a predicted model, not a curated record. Gene Ontology annotation, cellular component: cytosol. The transcript has 6 exons.